UGUCCUGUUCUGUAACUCACUCUACCAUGGAGGAUGUCCUGUACUCACUCUACCAUGGUGGACGUUUUAUUGUGCACUCACUCUACCAUGGAGUAUGUCAUGUUGUACACUCACUCUACCAUGGAGCAUGUCCUGUUUUGUACUCACUCUACCAUGGAGGAUGUCCUGUUGUGUACUCACUCUACCAUGGAGGAUGUCCUGUUGAACACUCACUCUACCAUGGAGGAUGCCCUGUUGUACACUCACUCUACCAUGGAGGAUGUCCUGUUUUGUACUCGCUCUACCAUGGAGGAUGUCCUGUUGUGUACUCGCUCUACCAUGGAGGAUGUCCUGUUUUGUACUCACUCUACCAUGGAGGAUGUCCUGUUGUGUACUUACUCUACCAUGGAGGAUGUCCUGUUGUACGCUCACUCUACCAUGGAGGAUGUCCUGUUUUGUACUCACUCUACCAUGGAGUAUGUCCUGUUUUGUACUCGCUCUACCAUGGAGGAUGUCCUGUUUUGUACUCACUCUACCAUGGAGGAUGUCCUGUUUUGUACUCACUCUACCGUUGAGGAUGUCCUGUUUUGUACUCACUCUACCAUGGAGGGUGUCCUGUUCUGUAACUCACUCUACCAUGGAGGAUGUCCUGUACUCACUCUACCAUGGAGGAUAUCCUGUUGUGUACUCACUCUACCAUGGAGGAUGUCUUAUUGUGUACUCACUCUACCAUGGAGGAUGUCCUGUUGUGUACUCACUCUACCAUGGAGGAUGUUUUAUUGUGUACUCACUCUACCAUGGAGGAUGUCCUGUUGUACACUCACUCUACCAUGGAGGAUGUCCUGUUGUACACUCACUCUACUAUGGAGGAUGUCCUGUUGUACACUCACUCUACCAUGGAGGGUGUCCUGUUGUACACUCACUCUACUAUGGAGGAUGUCCUGUUGUACACUCACUCUACCAUGGAGGAUGUCCUGUUGUACACUCACUCUACUAUGGAGGAUGUCCUGUUGUGCACUCACUCUACCAUGGAGGAUGUCCUGUUGUGUACUUACUCUACCAUGGAGAAUGUCAUGUUGUACACUCACUCUACCAUGGAGGAUGUCCUGUUUUGUACUCGCUCUACCAUGGAGGAUGUCCUUUUGUGUACCCACUCUACCACAAAGGGUGCAUGUUCAUUUUCUCUACCAUUAAACAUGAAAUAUAUCUUGUGUAUUCACUUUUCCAUGAAAGAUUUCUUGUGUAUUCACUCUACCAUGAAAGAUUUCUUGUGUAUAUUCACUUUUCCAUGAAAGAUUUCUUUUGUAUUCACUCUACCAUGAAAUAUUUCUUUUGUAUUCACUCUACCAUGAAAAAUUUCUUGUGUAUUCACUCUACCAUGAAAUAGUUCAUGUGUAUAUUCACUUUUCCAUGAAAGAUUGCUGUUGUAUUCACUCUACCAUGAAAGAUUUCUAGUGUAUUCACUCUACCAUGAAAGAUUUCUUGAUUAUUCACUCAACCAUGAAAGAUUUCUUGUGUAUUCACUUUACCAUGUAGAAUUUUCAUUCUACAUCGAAGGACAUCCUCUUCUAGAAUAUACAAUAAACUCACUUUGCCAUAAUAGACAUGCUAUGUAUUAUGGGUUUGUACUAAUCCUGCAAUACAUUCUACGUUAAGAGUUGAUUUAUAACUUAACUGCAAUAUCAACACUAUGCAAAUUCAAAUUCUCACUAUACAAAUGUAUCUCAACUUGUUUAAAUGUUUUCACUACAUAUAUAUACCUGAUCAUCAGUAAAAGACGUUUUGAUUGAUAA
Molecule: messenger RNA, 1772 nt
Organism: Pecten maximus
Lineage: Eukaryota; Metazoa; Mollusca; Bivalvia; Pectinida; Pectinidae
Exons: 2
Coding region: 34-1173 (379 amino acids)
Source: RefSeq, a predicted model, not a curated record